Molecule: messenger RNA, 14540 nt
Organism: Carassius carassius (crucian carp)
Lineage: Eukaryota; Metazoa; Chordata; Actinopteri; Cypriniformes; Cyprinidae
Product: versican core protein-like
Exons: 17
Coding region: 166-13173 (4335 amino acids)
Biological process (GO): cell adhesion
Molecular function (GO): hyaluronic acid binding; calcium ion binding; signaling receptor activity
Source: RefSeq, a predicted model, not a curated record
CACAGCAAGCAACAUACGGUCCAGAGAGAAUUAUCAAACUGAGGAAAAGGAGAACAAUUUUUUUUUCCUUAUUAGGACUCGUAUGAAUGUUUCAUGUGGACUCACUGUGACCUGGGAUUAAGUCAGAUUAAGGAUUUUCGUUUGGAAUUAUAAAAAGACUGGAAGAUGUUGCUGAAUAUAAAAUGCAUACUGUGGUUGAUUUGCAUAUACCAAACUACGACUGAAUCUGAUUCUAGCACGUUAUUGGUGAUGCCUCCUGUCAGCGGCUUGUUGUCCGGGAAAGUGACCCUUCCAUGUUUCUUCUCAAUCAACCCCACUGUUGGACCUCGAAACAGAAAUGCCUCCGGAACAGACUACCUGCGCAUCAAAUGGACCAAAAUUGAGGGGGGUGUUGAAUCGACUGUUCUUGUCACCCAAAACGGCGUCAUUAAGAUUGGUCCAGGGUACAGGAACCAUGUAUCUGUGCAGAGUCAUCCAGAAGACAUUGGGGAUGCUUCUUUGACUAUGGUGAAGCUUCGGGCCAGUGAUGCUGGAACAUACCGCUGUGAAGUGAUGUUUGGGAUUGAAGACACACAAGACACAGUCAGUUUGAAUGUUGAGGGCGUGGUGUUUCACUACAGGUCAAAGGUCAGCAGAUACAUUAUGAACUAUGCACAAGCUGUGCAGACCUGCAGCGAUGUUGGAGCUACCAUUGCUACAGCAGAACAGCUGAGAGCUGCUCAUGAGGAUGGAUUUGAUCAGUGUGAUGCUGGUUGGAUAGCAGAUCAAACAGUGAGAUAUCCAAUCACUAGACCAAGGCCAGGCUGCUUUGGAAAUCUACCUGGAAAACCUGGUGUCAGGUCAUAUGGCAAACGCAGGCCCACAGAGACCUUCGACGUGUACUGCUAUGUGGAUAAACUCGAGGGUAAUGUUUUCUUUGCGCCCACAAUGCGUAAGAUGACCUUGGAUGAGGCCAAGGCUGAGUGUGAAAGCAUGAAUGCAGAGCUGGCCUCACCUGGUCAACUCCACGCUGCCUGGAGACAGGGCCUGGACCGCUGUGAUUACGGAUGGCUGUCUGAUGGCAGCGCUCGCCACCCUGUCUCCAUACCCAGAAGUCAGUGCGGUGGUGGUCUGCUGGGUGUCCGCACCAUGUACCGCUACCAAAACCAAACAGGCUUCCCAGAUCCCAGUAUGAGGCUAGGAGCUUACUGUUUCAAAGGUUCUAAGCUUUUAUUCAACCAUUCCUCCUGGGUGGAUAUAACAGUUCAUAGUGGUACCACUAUGGAGCCCACUACUGCAAUCUUUACCACAGGCCAGACUCUCUCCAGUCUCUCUCCUGAGGCCAGUCCAUCUCAUGAAUCACAGGCCACCUCUGAUGAUGACCUCUCUCCAACAGAUGCCCCUUCUAUGUUUUCUACAAGCAUGGCACCACCAAAGACAAGCCACAUCCCUGACAGACAAGAAUCCCUUAUCACACCUCUUGCAGCAUCAGUCAGUGCAAAAUCUGAGGAAGGCUUUCUCACAACAAAACUUCCAGAUUUUGAUAUUAGUGAUUUUGACACUGAGAAGGGUGUUGAUCAAGCAGAAGUCCGUGGAGAUGUGAUCCGUGGAGAACUUACUACUGCAGUUCCCACAGCCAUAGAGGAAUCCAUAGAGGAGACAGAGGACAAGAACAUCAUUAAAGUAAAUACCGUUCUGCCUGAUAUUUUACUCUCAGACACUCUAAGUACAAAACCGAUGUUUGCAGUUGGCAAAACAGAGGAGUCUAUCCUGGUUGGAGUUACAAGAGACAGCGUUUUAGAAUCAGAGGCCACUGAAGUCACAGUAAACACUGAAAAAUCUGGACACAAAACUUUAUUGCCCUCUCUUAGUGAAUCCAUCACAAAAUCUCCAGCACAGAUUCUGAUGCACACAGCUGGUCAGACCAGUGCUGGUAAAGGUAAGGCUGAAUCAGAUGCUUCCACACAGUCAUCUUUUACACUGGCAACAGAGGCCACUUUUCUUGUGAGUGCUAAGUCUACUGUGUUCUCGGAGUAUGAAGAUGAGACUGGGGUUGGUGUUGUUAUGGUGAACCCCCCACCUCUGUCUACACAGAGAUCUACCAGCCCAGAACCUGAACCUCCAGAGACCUCCAGUGGAGUUACCAUCAAUGAUUCUACAGUUACAUCAGCUGUUUUAAUGCAAAGCUCACAACCUGGAGAAUCUAUAGCAACUACAAGAACCUCCAAAUCUACACAGAAGGCAUCUCAAACAUUCACCAGCUCUUCAGAAAGCAAAACUGUUGAACUGACUGGCCAUGUUACAAAGUCACUGGGUUUGACAACACCCAGUUCAGCUACAGUUGCUGCAGGAGCAGCAAAAGCAACACCUUCAUUUAUUGACCAUGAAACAUCACAUGAAGAAGCUACAUCAGACCCUUCAGAGGCAUCCAGGGAGACACUAACAGAGGCCAUGGACACCACCACUGAUUCUGAUCACACAUCAGUUAAUCAAAGUCUGAUGCCUUUUGGAGAGCCACAUUCUCACACUCCCCAGUUGGUAGACAUCCCUGAGAUACCUGAUGAUCUUCUUUCUGUUAAUGGGGAGACUGUUGUGGCAAGUGGAGAUUUAUCUGAUACUCUAUCUGAUACCAUGACCCCAACGGUCAGCUUCAUAAAUGGCAAGUUUGAGGUGACACUUCAGCCUAAAGAUGUGGCAGAAGAAGUUAGAGGAGAUACAUUUGGAAGCCAUUCUCUUGGAGUAAAAAACUUAAGUGAACAAUUAGAAACAACAUUUACAUUUGAUAGUUCAUUAGUAGAGGCUGGUAGAACACCACAUGAUUCACUGGUGUCAGUAUCAUCAGUACUGUCCCCAUUGUUUUCCACAACCCUUGAUCCAGACAUUAAUUUUGGCCCAGGAGGAAUAGUAGUAGAGUCCACUCCGCCAUCACCUCCCAUUGCAACCAGUGAAGAGGAGACACUCAUAUCUGAAGGAGCUGUCAUGCCAAGCAUUUUAACCUCUACCACUGUAAAGGGGCCUUCUGUAAAACCAGUGCUCCCGAAGGGAUUAACAGAUAUUCCUUUGGAUCUUGAUGACACUACUAAGUCAUCUAUAUAUUCCUCAGUGCACAGUACAAGCUCAGUAACAGAGGACAAAGUCAAAGAUACAGUCUAUACAACACAGGUCAUGGGAAUGACAACUCAGAAAGAUGACUCUUUCAAAACGACCAGCUUAACAGAUGCUGAGAUAACAAGAGAUCAGACUACUAAGACACACAGUAGAGAACCUGUUUCCACUUUUGACACUACUGAAACUAGCACAGAACGUACAUUUAUAUCAUUAAGCACUGGGGAUCUAGAUCUUACUGAAAGCACAGAAACAAUCUCUGGGUCCAGCUCAACAGAUGUUGAGGCUACAGGAGAACAGACAACUGAGUCACAUAGUACAAAACCUGUUUCCUCUCUUGACUUCACUGUAACUAGUACCGUAAAAAUAUUUACAUCAUUGAGCACUCGGGACUCAACAGAACAAACAGUCACAAGUCAAGAUAUAUCACCCACAACAACAACCAUAGCUGCUCCAAUGGACAAAGAUCUGUCAGCAAAACAAUCUGAAUCCACUAGCAUUAAUGUUACAGAGGAUCUUUUUUCCUCUGCUCAGACUGGACAUUUAGACGAGACAUUAUCUGAAAGCACUGUAACAAGCACAGAGUCUACAGAGAAGACAACUGCCAAAGAUGUGCUGUCACCAUCACAUUUUACUGUCGUUUUGGCAUCUUCUGAGCCUGAAGCAUCAGGAGAUGAAAUCUCUGACAUGUUCAGCAAGAAUUUCACAACAAGCCCUUCAUUGUACACCACAACCAAAUCAGAACAAGAACUCAGCAAAACACCAUCUGAAACUACAGAAACAAUCUCAGUGUCCAGCUUGACAGAUGCUGAGAUCAGAAAAGAUCAGAUAACUGAGGUACAUAGUAGAGAACCUGUUUCCUUUCUUGACUCUACUGUAACUAGUGCUGUACAUACAUUUUCAUCAUUGAGCCCUGAGGACUCAACAGGAAGAAUCGUCACAAGUCAAGAUAAUACAACACGUACAGGAGCAGUAACUGUGACACAGGCAACAGAACAAUCAAAAAAGUCAUCUGAGUCCACCAUCACUGAUGUUUCAGAGACUCUGUUCCCAUCCACUCGGGCUGGACUUUUAGAUGAGAAAUUAUCUGAAAGCACUGUCAGAGGCACAAUGACUUCAGAGAAGACAACAGUAAAAUAUCAACUGCCACUUUCAAGUUUUACUUCAGUUUUGCCGUCAACAGAGUCUGAAGCUUCAGGAGAUGAAACAUCUGACAUGUUUAGUAAAGAAUUUACAACAAGAAGUUCUUCAUUGCACAGCACAACCAAAUCAGAUUAUGAACUCAGCAAAACCACAGACAGUAUCUCAGGGUCCAACUCAACAGAUGCUGAUAUCACAAGAGAUCAGAGAACUGAGGCACAUAGUAUAGAAACUGUAUCCUCUCUUGACUCCACUGUAACUAGUACUGUAAAUAAAUUUACAUCUUUGAGCACUCAGGACUCAACAGGACAAACAGUCACAAGUCAAGAUAUAUCACAUAGAAUAACAGCCACAGCUAUUCCAAUGGAGGACAAAUCUCUGUCAGCACAACAAACUGAAUCCACUAUCAUUAAUGUUACAGAGGAUAUUUUUUCCUCUGCUCAGACUGGACAUUUUGACAAGACAUUAUCUGAAAGCACUGUAACAAGCACAGUGUCUACAGAGAAGACAACUGCCAAAGAUGUUCUGUCACCUUCACAUUUUACGUUAGUGUUGGCAUCUUCUGAGCCUGAAGCAUCAGGAGAUGAGACCUCUGAGAUGUUCAGCAAGACGUUCACAACAAGUCCUUUAUUGUACACCACAAGCAAAUCAGAUCAAGAACUCAGCAAAACACCAUCUGAAACAACAGAAACAAUCUCAGUGUCCAUCUUAACAGAUCCUGAGAUCACAAAAGAUCAGAUAACCGAGGUACAUAGUAGAGUUCCUGUUUCCUUUCCCGACUCUACUGUAACUAGUGCUGUACAUACAUCUUCAUCAUUGAGCACUGAGGACUCAACAGGAAGAAUCGUCACAAGUCAAGAUAAUACAACACGUACAGGAGCAGUAACUGUGACGCAGGCAACAGAACAAUCAACAAAGUCAUCUGAGUCCACCAUCACUGAUGUUUCAGAGACACUGUUCUCAUCCACUCGGGCUGGACUUUUAGAUGAGAAAUUAUCUGAAAGCACUGUCAGAGGCACAAUGACUUCAGAGAAGACAACAGUAAAAUAUCAACUGCCACUUUCAAGUUUUACUUCAGUUUUUCCGUCAACAGAGUCUGAAGCUUCAGGAGAUGAAACAUCUGACAUGUUUAGUAAAGAAUUUACAACAAGAAGUUCUUCAUUGCACAGCACAACCAAAUCAGAUUAUGAACUCAGCAAAACCACAGACAGUAUCUCAGGGUCCAUCUCAACAGAUGCUGAUAUCACAAGAGAUCAGAGAACUGAGGCACAUAGUAUAGAACCUGUAUCCUCUCUUGACUCCACUGAAACUAGUACUGUAAAUAAAUUUACAUCUUUGAGCACUCAGGACUCAACAGGACAAACAGUCACAAGUCAAGAUAUAUCACAUAGAAUAACAGCCACAGCUAUUCCAAUGGAGGACAAAUCUCUGUCAGCACAACAAACUGAAUCCACUAUCAUUAAUGUUACAGAGGAUAUUUUUUCCUCUGCUCAGACUGGACAUUUUGUCAAGACAUUAUCUGAAAGCACUGUAACAAGCACAGUGUCUACAGAGAAGACAACUGCCAAAGAUGUGCUGUCACCAUCACAUUUUACGUUAGUGUUGGCAUCUUCUGAGCCUGAAGCAUCAGGAGAUGAGACCUCUGACAUGUUCAGCAAGAAGUUCACAACAAGUCCUUCAUUGUACACCACAAGCAAAUCAGAUCAAGAAGUCAGCAAAACACCAUCUGAAACAACAGAAACAAUCUCAGUGUCCAGCUUAACAGACCCUGAGAUCACAAAAGAUAAGAUAACUGAGGUACAUAGUAGAGAACCUGUUUCCUUUCUCAACUCAACUGUAACUAGUGCUGUACAUACUGAGAACUCAACAGGAAGAAUCGUCACAAGUCAAGAUAAUACAACACGUACAGGAGCAGUAACUGUGACGCAGGCAACAGAACAAUCAACAAAGUCAUCUGAGUCCACCAUCACUGAUGUUUCAGAGACUCUGUUCCCAUCAACAAUGACAAUUUCAGUGUCCAGCUUAACAGCUGGUGUACAAGUUGUAAGAGAUCAGAAUACUGAACCAUAUAGUAGAGAACCUGCUUCCAUUCUCUACUCAACAGGAAGAAGCAUCACAAGUCAAGAUAAUACAAAACAUACAGAAGCAGAAACUGUGAUGAAGGAAACAGAACAAUCAACAAAGUCAUCUGAAUCCACCAUCACUGAUGUUUCAGAGACACUGUUUCCAUCCACUCGAGCUGGACUUUUAGAUGAUACAUUAUCUGAAAGCACUGUCAGAGGCACAGUGACUUCAGAGAAGACAACAGUAAAAGAUCAACUGUCACUUUCAAGUUUUACAUCAGUUUUGCCAUCAACAGGGUCUGAAGCUUCAGAAGAUGAGACAUCUGACAUGUUUAGCAAAGAAUUUACAACAAGAAGUUCUUCAUUGCACAGCACAACCAAAUCAGAUUAUGAACUUAUCAAAACCACAGACACUACCUCAGUGUACAGCUCAACAGAUUCUGAUAUUACAAGAGACCAGACAACUGAGACACAUAGUAGAGAACCUGUUUCCUCUCUUGACUCCACUGUAACUAGUAAUGUAAAUACAUUUACAUCAUUGAGCACUCAAGACUCAACAGGACAAACCAUCACAAGUCAAGCAAUAUCACAUACAUCAACAACCACAGCUACUCCAAUGGAGGACAAAGAUAAGUCAGCAAAAGAGUCUGAAUCCACUAUCAUUAAUGUUACAGAAAAUAUAUUUUCCUCAGCUCAGACUGGAAGCACUGCAACAAGCACAGUGUCUACAGAGAAGACAACUGCCAAAGAUGUGCUGUCACCAUCACAUUUAACAUUAGUUUUGGCAUCUUCUGAGCCUGAAGCUUCAGGAGAUGAGACCUCUGACAUGUUCAGCAAGAUGUUCACAACAAGCCCUUCAUUGUACAAGACAACCAAAUCAGAUCUAGAAGACACCAAACCCACACUUACAAUUUCAGUGUCCAGCUUAACAGAUGCUGAGACUACAAGAGAAAAAACUGAUCACUUGUCUUUAAGAACUGACAGUGCCACAAUGACUUCAGAGAACACAACUGGCCAAGAUAUGCAGUCGUCAAUCUCCUCAUUGGACACCACAAGCAAAUCAGACCAAGAACUCACCAAAAUAUCAUCUGAAACAGCAGAAACAAUCUCAGUUUCUAGAUCAACAGAUGCUGAAGCUACAAGAGAUCAGACAACUGAGACACAUAGUAGAGAACCUGUUUCUUUUCUUGACUCUACUCUAACUAGUGCUGUGCAUACAUUUUCAUCACUGAGCACUGGGGACUCAACAGGAGAAACCGUUACAAGUAGUGGAGACAUUUUAGAAAAUGAAGUGGCUGAAGAUGAUGGCACUGACGAAAUAUCCUCUGAUGUUGUAGAAUCAAUACCACACCAUGUUGCACCAUCAGAGGACAAGACAACUGCUGUUGGUUUUGAAUCAACUCCACAACCUUCAGAAAAUGUGACAGCAACAAUAGAUGUUACAGCAACUGUGAGUGGAAAAGCUAUACCAAGCUCCUUUUUUACUCUCACAGAGGUAGAAGUUAGAUCAAGUUACACAACAAUAGAGCCAGUUAGUUCAAGACUCACCUCAGUGUCUUCUAGACCUUCUUAUACUAAUACUGAAUCACAGUUGACUAAACACACCACAAAAUCGAUUAUUAGUCCUACUGCAAUUGGAUCAGGUAAACCUGGUCUCAUUUCAGUGGCAACAGCUGAAUCUGACCACACUGCACCUUCAGCAAUAGUCACUGCUAGUUAUGAAGCUACAUCAGCUCUUCUCAGGACAAAAACACUGUUAACAUCUACUAGCAAAUUCCAAAGCAAGCACACAAAAAUUUCAUCUGAUGCAGAAGAUGAUACAACAGAUGAUGUAGGAUCAGGGGUGUCCCCUGUCAUGCAUGUUUCAUCAGCGGCCAUCAAAACUCAGACUGGUUCUCCUACAGUUCAUAUAACUAGCAUUGGCUCCACAGAAGUAGACAGGGACAUCACUAUAACACAAAAUUCAAUCGCUAUCAUAUCUGCCUCUGUCGAGAGAGAAGGCUCUGGUAUUGAAGAAGAUGACCAAGAAACUACUCAACUCGAUAGUUCUGGUGAAGAGGACAGGGUAAGUCCAACAGAGGAAAUGCAUGACAAUUAUACCAUGCCCACUGAUGACAUGGAAAUCAGUGAGGCUAACCGCACAUCAGAGCUAGUGAGCUUUGUAAGUUCAUCCCAUUCUACGUCCUUCACAACUAAAUCAACAUUGUCUACCAUGGUCCACACAGCAGUGAGAUUUUUAUCUACUGAAGGUAGAGAAACAACAGCUGAAAGUGAAGUGGAUGAAGGCCAUGGCUCUGGUGGUGAAAUAUCACCAGAAGCUCUUGAGUCAAUUCGCCCUGAAGCUGAAACACAUGCUGCAGAACUGACAUCUGAGGCUUUAUUAGUUUCAGCUACACAAAAGAGUACCUUACAGCCAAGCACUCCAGAAACUGACUUAAAUGGGUUUGCAUUAUCAAUCAGUGAGGAUGACAAGGAAUUUACCUCGCCAGGAGAUCCUACUGAUGAAAUAUCUAAAACACUAACAACUAAGGCAUAUGAGGACUUAUCUGUAAGAACUGAUGAGGCAGAAAUUGAUGAGACUGAGGAGAAAACAGGUUUCUCGAGUGCUGCAUCUGUCACUGGCAGUACAGAUUUCAUACAUCAGUCAACUUUAUCACCAUCUCCCUCAUUCCUGAGCUCCACCCAGUCAACUGUUACGUUUACAACUUCACUUUCAGAAGAUGGCAGUGGGGAAGACUCAACUGAGGGGGAUGGAUCAGAAGAUGAUGGAUCAGGUGAUGAUACAACUCCUGUGACAUCUUCACCUUUGCUGUCAAGCUCAAAGAUGACAGAAACAACCAUUAUCAUGACACCCUUUAGUUCAGAGAAAAGUGGACAGUACAGUACAGUCAGAGUUGUUUCACAGGGACACACAACAAUAGAGACGCAGAGUGUGUUUUUAAGCACAAAUGCUGAAGGUUUUGCUCUGAUGUCAGUGACAGCACCAACAGAGCAGGAACAUUCUGGUGCUUCUGUCUCAGAUUUAGCAGGCACUAGCUUUACAGCUCCUGGAACCCCAUCUGGUAUGAUAACCAGCCAAACUAAGUUGCCUUCUUUUGUGACACCUCAAGAUCCCCUGUCCACCGCUACUCCAUUGGUCUUGUCUAAAGACAGUGCUGAUCAGGAAGUCACUCCAACAAGCCCAGUCUUAAUAUUCACAGAGGAGGAGGAAGAUGAAGAUAAGCUGUUUACAACUGUAACAGAAAGUAUGAGAGAUCAUAGCAUCAAACCAGAAGUUUUCAGUAAGGAUGACAUGAUUAUUGAUGCAGAUACUAUGUCUGUUUUAGAGCAGUCUUCUCCCUUCGCCCCUACAAUUGUUACAGAAGAAGCAGCUGGGGUAACCCCAAUUGUCAUGACGGCACAACCCUUAAGCUUAAUGACAGAGGAACCAGAGGGAUCUGGAAUGGAUGGCACUGAGUUACCUCAGUUACAUGUGUCAUUUGAAACCACAACAGACAGGUUAAUAGUUCAACAAACCCAGUCAACCCCAAACAUCCUGCAGAGUAUUUCAACAUAUUUAGAAGAGGAAACACAAGCAACACAAUAUCCUGAGGCUAAUGAAGCUGAUGUACUUGAACACACACAAGAUGGAAAAACCUCCACAGAAACCACAGAAUUUACAAUGGAGACACUGACUGAUGUCUUCUCAGGAGACACUUUGCCUACUGAUGAUUCGAUUCUGGAAACUGCUUUAACCCCCAUGCCAUCUCAAGUGUCCACAGACAGAGUCAUAGAAAUGGCCUCAACUGAAGAGGACCCAUUUGAAGAUGUAUCAACACAAGCUUCCAAGACCAAAAACAAAACAAUGCCACCAACAGCCCUAAAGAGAAAGACAACACCUCUGCCUCUACAUACAAUAUCUUCUGAGGAGGAAGCUUCAAGUGAAUUAUCUGACCAAUAUGAACCAACUCAAACAACUAUGUCCAGUCACCUUUUAACAUCCAUUGCUGUUGCAAGUAGUUCUCUUUAUGCUGAUUCUGUUUCACCUGAAGAGGAAAUUAACUUUACUGGAGAUUAUGUAACAUCUGCCUCAUCAAGUUCUGGAGAAAGUAAUUCUUCACUACAUCUAGAUGAGAUCACAGACACCGAACAACCAGUUUCUCCAGUAUCAGAUUUAGCAAGCACUGCAUCUUUCCAUACUGCAUCAAGUGACAGCAUGACUGAAACGGCCAAAACCACUACAAGUACAUACACCAAAACAGCAGCAACAGAUGAAAAUGACUUAACAGCUGACACAGAGGAAACAGUAUUCAUGACAAGUGUUGAUGACAUUGAAAUCAGUACUGCCUCUAUUGAUAAGGCAAUUCAGGGAAGUGAUUUAACAAGCACAGAUACAUCAUCUAGAUCUGGUAUUUUAGAGGAAACCACAAGUGCAUUAUUUUCUUCAACAGAUUAUGGCUCAGGGGACCAAACAAUUAAAACAGUUACAGUAUUGUAUGAUACAACAAACUCACCUUUAAUAACUGAAGAUGAUUCAGUGACAUCAUCUAUGGAGAUUGAUAUUGUGAUUCACUUUGCAACAACCCCUUUGCACGAAGCAAUUACAGUAACUGAUGGGGAACUAUAUCACCAAGCUUUGUCUGAGAUGACAGUGACACAUAAGCCCAAUGCAGACAUCAGGAUUGAUGAAGACGUGCCAUUCCCAUCAACAACCAUUUCCACACCUCUUAUAUCUAAAUCAAAGUUUAAUAUGACUACAGACAUAGUAACAUUAGUGGGAUCUCCUUCAUCUUCACCCAUACCGGGACUGAAUGACAAAACGGGAGCUCCACUUUUCUCUGAGGAAGAGACAGAUAACAUAAUAGAUUAUGAUACAAAAACUGAACCUUACAAUGUAUAUUCCAUGCCAAAUUUCAUGAACAAAACAGACAUCGACAAUGAGAGAGGCGUAAACAUUAGCUUAGAAGAUGUGACAAGCAUUGAUGACAUCACUUAUCCUGAAGGUGAGAAGAGCUUCUCUACCCCAUCACCUGAUACUGAGACAAGCUUUGAGACCACCUCACUGCCUGAGGUUGAAACUAGCUUUGAGACCACCUUAGAAUCAACAAUUUACACUGAUAUUGAGACCUCCUUAAAACCUGAGGAGGACAGUGCUGACGGAAACACACGAGCAGAAGUUCUUAAUACUGAGACCACCUCACAGCUUGACACUGAAACAAGCUUUGAGACAACCGUGCAACCAGACAUUGAGAGUGAAACUACUUUUGAGAGUGUCUCAAGAACUGAGAGUGAUGCUUUAGUCACCAGGUCACCAAACAGUGGAACAAGUAGUUCAGAGAAAAGCACAUCUAGAGAGGUAAACACCAUAUUAUCGGAUAAGCAUCACACCACAACAAGACUUUCUGAUGUCACAGAUAAAACAAGUUCCACUUCUACAAGUGAAGAAACAUUUUUGGAAGAAAGAGCUGAGCAUAGUACCCGAUUCAAACAAAAUGACAUAGGAUUGAGGACCACCACACAACCUCAAUAUGAUGGUUCUGUAACUUCCAGUAUUUUGAAGAGCAACUCAGAGAAAGAUUCAGUUAUCAUCCCAUCAUCUGAUGAGGUUGAGGCAGUAUUUCUGUCUACUGCAACAGCCUCAACUUUUCUUCUGACACCUGAGUCUGAUAUAAAGAUUGUCAGUAAGGAAACUGCCUCAAGGAAACAAGAAGCAGCUGUUCAAAUUGAGGAAGCUGUAACUUUUUCAACUGAGAUUCCAAUUCAGGAAGAAGCUCAGAUGACAUCAUCAGUACCUACAACCCAAAGUGAGACUGCGAUACCAUUUUCUUCCCAUGAAGAUGUUUCUGAGGCCACUUUAGUUAAAAGCUCACCUUCAAGUGCACAGAAUGAAAGCACAACACACAGCACAGCAGACCUUCCAUACACAAUGAUGGGGCAGACAUUUGAUAUUUCAGAUGUUCAUUCCUGUUCUGAUGAUGUUUGCUUGAAUGGAGGUUCUUGUGUAAAAAUAGUCGGUGCUCAGAUCUGCAGCUGUCCACCUGGAUACAGCGGUGACCAGUGUGAAAUUGACAUAGAUGAAUGUCACACAAACCCUUGUCGUAAUGGAGGAACAUGUAUUGAUGGCCUGAACUCAUUCACAUGUGUAUGUCUUCCGAGUUAUGCAGGAGCACUGUGUGAGCAAGACACCGAAACAUGCAGCUAUGGCUGGCACAAGUUCCAAGGCCACUGCUACAAAUUCUUUCCUCAUCGGCGUAACUGGGACACAGCAGAGCGUGAAUGUCGGCUCCAGGGGGCACACCUGUCUAGUGUCCUGUCCCAUGAGGAGCAGCAGUACAUCAACCGCCUCGGUCAUGACUAUCAGUGGAUCGGUCUGAAUGAUAAGAUGUUUGAGAAUGAUUUUCGGUGGACGGAUGGUAGUGUUGUGCAAUAUGAAAACUGGAGACCAAACCAGCCGGACAGUUUCUUUUCCUCAGGAGAGGAUUGUGUGGUAAUGAUCUGGCAUGAGGACGGCCAGUGGAAUGAUGUUCCCUGCAACUACCACCUCACCUUCACCUGCAAGAAAGGCACAGUGUCCUGCAGUCAGCCUCCUCUUGUCCUCAACGCCCGCACAUUUGGCCUGCUGCGCCCACGCUAUGAGAUCAACUCACUGAUCAGGUACCAGUGCAUGGAUGGCUUCAUCCAGAGGCAUGUUCCCACCAUUCGCUGCAGAGGAGACGGCACAUGGGAUUUGCCAAGGAUAUCCUGCAUGAGUCCCUCCAACUUCCAAAGGUCAUAUGCAAGGUAUCAGACAUACAGAGUUUUUCGCAGUCAUCGGAAGAGAUCAGCAGAACAUUCUGUUGAUAUUUCCCGACGACACCAUCCCCAUGGUGUAAAACACAAUCGGACACAACAACGAUUGCUAUGGUAACACAACCUAAUGCAAGGGCCCUUUUAAUAUUUUUUAAUAGCAUAAGACAGAUCUGCCUGCUGGCUGAGAGAAAAGAUUAUAAAAGAAUAGAUUAUGAAAAGGACCUGAAAAAGGGUCACUGGAUUGAAACAGUGGCUUUUUAUCUUUUAACAGAGAUGGUUUUUAAGAACUGCAUAAAGGUCACAUAUUCAGCUGGCCUCUGAAAACAAAAAGAUUAUCUGACCUGCCCUCCAUCUGUCCCGCUUCUUUUUGGGAAUACACAGUGCCUUCAUAAAUAUAACUCUCAAUCCAGAUGUAUGUGAGCUAUAAUAGUGCAACUAGCAUGAAUAUUAUAGUUCAUGGUAUUUUAGCCUAUAAUCAUAAUGGCAUUUUGAUACACACUUUGUAUUUAGUUUUCUUCAAGUUUACGAGAACAACAGGUGUAUGCAGGCAUCCUGCUGCUUACUGAACAAAUGAGAACUCAUACAUAUGAAUGUGAAAGAAAAUAUAUUUAUAAAGGGAGACUGAGCAAUGGCUCACAUGGAGUCAAUGUUUAUUGUGGAAUAAAAAGGCCAAUACUAUCCUUAAAAAACUGCAUCCAAUGCAGUGAAUGGUUUUGAUAUCUUAAAGUCAACACAAUAUUGUUUAAUACUUUCAAUGCUUUGACUUUGUCGAUUUUUAGGUUAUUUAUAAUCCUCUGUUUGAUGUCUCUUUCAAGUGUUUACAAGGCACAUCUCGAUUCACAUGCAUUAAAUUCUGCCGCCAUUUAUAUCUAUGAACCAAAGAAUCUUACUGUAUUUACUUAACAUCAUUUUCAUCAACUUUUUUGUUUUUUCUCAGACAGUUUAAAACUACUUUAAAGAGAAUGUACUUUGUGAGAUGCUUAAAAGACUUGAAUGAAUGCCUUUUUAACAAGAUGCCUAUAAUUUAUUUCUCGAGCUGCUCCUUUUUCAUUGUUGUAGCAAAAUACAACACACUGAGGAUUUCACUUGGCCAAACUGCACAGUGACAGUGUGUUAAUAGAAUAAUAGACAACAUUUGGAACUCACAGAAUUUAGAUAGAUUUUAUUUUGACAUUUGGGGUAUAUCAAUGGACCAAAUGAAGAGGAUUCAUAGUAACAGCUUUAACAGCAAUUUUUGUUGAACUGGUCAUCCAUUUGUUUUUCCCAAGCAUUUUUUUUUCUCUUUAUGAUCUUUUCUAAUAUGUGUUUACUUGUAUGUUUUUAAUUUUGUGUCCAACCCCCCACCCCCGAAAGUGCACAUAUCUUUUUAUAUUUAUAGUAUAACCUGUUUAUUGUCAAAUGUGAUUGUCUGGAAUGUUUGUGAAAUGGAAAAAUUGUAAGGAACGUUUUCAUGCCUUCUUCGUAAACAAAGUUUAUUAUAUUCUA